UUCCGCCCUGGCUGCAGCGUGUGUGUGUGUGUAUAUAUGUGUGUCAGACUCCGGGCUCGGGUUGCAGUGCAGACGGUAGCUGCUUGGGGAAAUGGCGCGGUGUGCGAUGCCGCUGGCCGCCGGACUGCUCCUCGCAGUGUUGAGUCUGUGCCAGGCGGAGUUCGCUGCUCCGACACUGAACAUCAGCCUGGAUGACGAUCCAGAGAUUCGCUGGAAAUCUCUGCUCACUAUCUUUGACGUAGACUUCCUGAAAAAAGCCGGAGCAGAGGUCAUUGACUCCACAGUUCCAAAAUGGGUGCACCAUGCAUUGGCCCCCGUGGUGAAAGCCUUGGACAAGUACAUCCCUCAACCUUAUGCCGGGGAGAUCCGUGGCAUGGCCUCAAACUUUGGAAGCAGCCUGUCAGAUGUCAUCGUUCUCAACUUUGCCUAUGAAAUAUCUGCAUUUUGCACCAGCAUCGUAGCUCAAGACACAAAUGGGACUGUGUACCAUGGCAGGAAUCUUGAUUAUCCACAUUCUAUUCUGAGGAAUCUGACGAUCAACGUAGUUUUCCUCAAGGAUGGAGAGGUAAAGUACCGUGGAACCUCCUUUGCUGGCUAUGUUGGACUGUGGACGGGACAGAGUCCUAACAAGUUUACUGUCUCUGGAGACCAACGAGGUAGCCACCGCUGGUGGAACUGGUGGAAGAAUGUUGUGUCUGCCUUGCUCCUGCGGAGGUCCCCGGUCAGCUGGCUGGUGAGGGAGACACUGGAGGAAGCAGAGGACUUUCAGGACGCAGUCAUACGUCUCUCUAAAAUCCCCAUCAUCACUGGGGUGUAUUACAUUGUGGGUGGCGUGCGAGCUGGGGAAGGGGUCGUCAUCACCAGAGACCGAACGGGACCUGCUGACAUCUGGCCUCUGGAUCCCUUGAAUGGGAGAUGGUACAGAGUGGAGACUAACUUUGACCACUGGCUUCCUCCUCCAACCAGGGAUCAUCGAAGAGAAAUAGCCAACAAAGCACUGAAUGCUACUGGCGAGGAUCACAUCAACAUGGAUACUCUUUAUCAGGUUCUGUCACUGUUUCCAGUAUGUAAUGGAAUCACUGUUUACACGACAACAAUGAGUGCAGCCAGCCCACAGAAGUACAGCUCCCGUAUCAGGCCACAGGGCUGUCACUGGAGUAACUGAGCUGACUGCAGUCUACAACACUGGUUGUUUUCUUCAUUGUCCAUGUGUAACUGGACUGCACAACACUGUUUUAUGCAGCUUUGCCACCAGAGUUGAAUGGACCGCGUGCAUCAUAGUGCUUUUCUGCACUGAUUAAAAUCAAUUUGUAAUUCUUUUUAUAUGCCGAUCUUAAUAUUAUGUGGGUGAGAUGAGGACCAUGUCAGGAGUAUAAAACUUAUGUAUGGUAUGGAAUUUUAAAAUGUUAUGGAAUUGAUGAGUGCCUUCAGAUCUGUAUAUCUAAUGUAUGUAAUGUGUCUAACACUGAAACACUGCAAAUACAAGCUAGAAAUGAAUAAAAAC
Molecule: messenger RNA, 1504 nt
Organism: Solea senegalensis (Senegalese sole)
Lineage: Eukaryota; Metazoa; Chordata; Actinopteri; Pleuronectiformes; Soleidae
Product: N-acylethanolamine-hydrolyzing acid amidase-like
Exons: 11
Coding region: 92-1165 (357 amino acids)
Biological process (GO): fatty acid metabolic process
Cellular component (GO): lysosome
Molecular function (GO): fatty acid amide hydrolase activity
Source: RefSeq, a predicted model, not a curated record